Messenger RNA from Meriones unguiculatus (Mongolian gerbil), 5577 nucleotides. RefSeq names its product RUNX family transcription factor 2 (gene Runx2). Gene Ontology annotation, biological process: neuron differentiation; regulation of transcription by RNA polymerase II; hemopoiesis. Lineage: Eukaryota; Metazoa; Chordata; Mammalia; Rodentia; Muridae. Gene Ontology annotation, molecular function: DNA-binding transcription factor activity, RNA polymerase II-specific; RNA polymerase II cis-regulatory region sequence-specific DNA binding; ATP binding. The record is from RefSeq and is a predicted model, not a curated record. Gene Ontology annotation, cellular component: nucleus. The transcript is spliced from 9 exons. The coding region runs from base 21 to 1811 and encodes 596 amino acids.
UGCUUUUUUGGAUUGUGUGAAUGCUUCAUUCGCCUCACAAACAACCACAGAACCACAAGUGCGGUGCAAACUUUCUCCAGGAGGACAGCAAGAAGGCUCUGGUUUUUAAAUGGUUAAUCUCCGCAGGUCACUACCAGCCACCGAGACCAACCGAGUCAGUGAGUGCCCUAACCACAGUCCAUGCAGUAAUAUUUAAGGCUGCAAGCAGUAUUUACAACAGAGGGCACAAGUUCUAUCUGGAAAAAAAAGGAGGGACUAUGGCAUCAAACAGCCUCUUCAGCACAGUGACACCAUGUCAGCAAAACUUCUUUUGGGAUCCGAGCACCAGCCGGCGCUUCAGCCCCCCCUCCAGCAGCCUGCAGCCCGGCAAGAUGAGCGACGUGAGCCCGGUGGUGGCUGCGCAGCAGCAGCAGCAGCAGCAGCAACAGCAGCAGCAGCAGCAACAGCAGCAACAGCAGCAGCAGGAGGCGGCGGCGGCGGCGGCGGCGGCGGCGGCAGCGGCGGCGGCGGCGGUGCCCCGGUUGAGGCCGCCGCACGACAACCGCACCAUGGUGGAGAUCAUCGCCGACCACCCCGCCGAGCUGGUCCGCACCGACAGCCCCAACUUCCUGUGCUCCGUGCUGCCCUCGCACUGGCGCUGCAACAAGACCCUGCCCGUGGCCUUCAAGGUGGUAGCCCUCGGAGAAGUACCAGAUGGGACUGUGGUUACUGUCAUGGCAGGGAAUGAUGAAAACUACUCUGCUGAGCUCCGAAAUGCCUCCGCUGUUAUGAAAAACCAAGUAGCGAGGUUCAACGACCUGAGAUUUGUGGGCCGGAGUGGACGAGGCAAGAGUUUCACCUUGACCAUAACAGUCUUCACAAAUCCUCCACAAGUGGCCACUUACCAUAGAGCAAUUAAAGUGACAGUGGAUGGUCCCCGGGAACCAAGAAGGCACAGACAGAAGCUUGAUGACUCUAAACCUAGUUUGUUCUCUGACCGCCUCAGUGAUUUAGGGCGCAUUCCUCAUCCCAGUAUGAGAGUAGGUGUCCCGCCUCAGAACCCACGGCCCUCCCUGAACUCUGCACCAAGUCCUUUUAAUCCACAAGGACAGAGUCAGAUUACAGAUCCCAGGCAGGCACAAUCUUCCCCACCAUGGUCCUAUGACCAGUCUUAUCCUUCUUACCUGAGCCAGAUGACAUCCCCAUCCAUCCACUCCACCACGCCGCUGUCUUCCACGCGGGGCACUGGGCUACCUGCCAUCACCGACGUGCCCAGGCGUAUUUCAGAUGAUGACACUGCCACCUCUGACUUCUGCCUCUGGCCUUCCUCUCUCAGUAAGAAGAGCCAGGCAGGUGCUUCAGAACUGGGUCCCUUUUCAGACCCCAGGCAGUUCCCAAGCAUCUCAGCCCUCACUGAGAGCCGCUUCUCCAACCCACGAAUGCACUACCCAGCCACCUUUACUUACACCCCGCCCGUCACGUCAGGCAUGUCCCUCGGCAUGUCCGCCACCACCCACUACCACACCUACCUGCCUCCACCCUACCCCGGCUCCUCCCAAAGCCAGAGUGGACCCUUCCAGACCAGCAGCACUCCAUAUCUCUACUAUGGCAGCUCUUCAGCAUCCUAUCAGUUCCCCAUGGUACCCGGGGGAGACCGGUCUCCUUCCAGGAUGCUUCCACCAUGCACCACCACCUCGAAUGGCAGCUCGCUAUUAAAUCCAAAUUUGCCUAACCAGAAUGAUGGUGUUGACGCUGAUGGAAGCCACAGCAGUUCUCCAACUGUUUUGAAUUCUAGUGGCAGAAUGGAUGAGUCUGUUUGGCGGCCAUAUUGAAAUUCCUCAGCCGUGGCCCAGUGGCAUCCAGGGGCCACACCCCACAUGUGUUAAUAUAUACAUAUAUAAAGAGAGUGCGUAUAUAUGUAUAUUGAUUAGCUAUCUAGAAGAUUUCUCACUCACCCCCUAGUCACGAUCUUGUAACCUUAAGAGGGCAGAGACAGCCAUAACUGGGUUUCAUAUUGUUUACUAUUUAAGACGUCCCCUCUACCAAGGAACAAACCUUCAAAGGUGGUGUUGGCUAGCCUGUUUUUGUCAGUAACCUGUUCCUACGCCAAUUCAGAGAGAGAGAGAGAGGUGGACUCUGGGCUGGGGAGGAAGAUGAGCCACGCCACUUCCUCUCUGUACUUUGAAACCACGCGCCUGGCUGUGUGGGGGCCAGGGCACUCUGCAGACCAGCUUGCAAAGCCAGCUGUGGUGCACACGUGGAAAGGGACGAGGGUAGCGUGGCUGCUUCCAGUGCCGCCCAUUUGGAAUACCUGUUCCAAAGUUUUCCUUCAGACUUGCUGCAGGUACCCACUUGAACUUUUGAGUUCACUUAUUUUUUUAUUUUGAUUUUUUUCCUUCUCUAAGAAAGUGACUUCAAAAAAUACUGAUCAGGAUAGAUUAUUUUACUUUUUUUAUACUCCCCUACUUCCCCCAUUUAACCAGAAAUAAAUCCCACCCCAUCCCCUCCCCUCCCUCUUCCUCCUCCUUCUCUCCCCUUUAUGCAAAACUGAAAAUGGCAGUAUCUGUUAUAGCCACGAUGAUAUAGUGUUUGAGUUGGCUGUGUGUUAUUUUUCUUCUUUUUUAAAUUAUGAAUAUGUGUAAAAUCUGAAGUAACUUGCUAACGUGGAUGGUCAUAUAACUUUAAAGAUAUAUUUAUAAUUAUUUAAUGACAUUUGGACAUUUGGAACAUUUUCUUAGUGUAAUGAUAUGUUGACUUCGGUCUCUAAAAAGUGCUUUUUUUUCUUAAAUAACAAAUUUCUUCAGUGGGCUAGAGCCAUAUCAGAAAUAUUGCUAAGCAAUUUCAAUUCCUUCAGGCACAAUGUGAUUUUUGAAAAUAAUUUCCAUCUCCAAAUAUUUUAGAUGUAGUUUGUUUUCGUAUUGUAUGAAGGAAAUGCUAUGUUUCAUUCUUUCUGGUCUUUGAUUGCCUCUCUGACACAGCUUUGCCUUUUAAAGCAAUAAUUAGGGAUUAAAAACUCAAAACCAAAAAAAAAAAAAAAACCUCACCUAUAGCCCUGUGGCCCUUUAACACUUAGUGUGGCCCCUUUACUAGCAUGAAAUGCUGGAGACAUGUGGUUUCCUAAUUUCUCUCCUUUGGGGGGUGGGGGGCGGUCAUUAUGACUGUUGUCAUAUUAAAAAGCCAAGCACAAGUGAUGGGUUGAACUGCAGAAACGUGUCUGUGGUCAGAGUUAAGCAAAACUCUAAGUGGCAGGCUUCGUGGUUGAGGGCCUGGAGCGCCGAAAGCCACAUGUGCGGCAAUGCCUCGGUCACGACACGCAGGGCAUAGGAACACAGACACAGCGGGAGUCUGCACCUUCCAGCCUUAGCACGCAGUCAUUCAGGGAAACCCAAAAGUGCCUUACCCAGGGAGGGCCCCCAGGAGCAGGAUGCCCUCACGGUUCUAAGGGAGCUGGUAUCAGUAGACACAGAGCCUGUGGGGACCUUCGAGAAGCCUUUGAUGUUAGAGGCUGUCUCUAGGAAGGGCCAGGAGCAGGGCAGGCCUUGUGCUGAUUGGUGUCUGCCACUCUGUGUGGAAUCUGAGAGCCAGCCCUCCUCAGACGGUGCGCUUUGAUCACUCCUGGCACCUUGAGGCCAAUCGCUGAGUGUGAACCCCUAAUCCGAGUCAGGGACUGUUCAGUGGCACCACCAGGCAGAUGCCAGCAUUCCUCCUGCUGGUGUGUGUAUGGGGUUACUGGGCCACCUUCACUGGAACCCCGAAUCAUCCUAAGCAAGGCUCUUCGGCAUUUGCUUUCAGCCCCAUGCUCGCUGAUCCUUCCCAGGUUGACAACAGUCCCAGGGGCAGGUGGGCCUGUGUUGUGCCUGUUUUCCUUAGAGUUUACCCUGACUCCUCCUGGCACAAAUUGAGGGGGCAAAGAACCCCUCCCUCCAGCAAGCCAAAACACUUUGCCUUCUAAAGGCUGCAUACCAAGUGUACUCUCUGACAGACACGCCACUUUUGUAUUUCUUAAGAUGGAAGGUCUUAGUAAGAAGACCGAGGCUAUUUAUUGUUUGUGUGUGGUAGCUUGAAGCACACCACUGUCCAUGUGUUUGAUCCCCUUUUCAGCAGCACUUACAAAAGCCAGUGUCUGGUUACACUUUUCAGUUUUCAUUAAUCGACAUGAAGAUGUUACCGUCGGUGCCAGCUGCACCCUAUUUAAUUGUUUCUUUUUGAAAAAGGUACUAUAUUUGUACAUUAUUUUUUAGCGUUAAAGGGCUUCUUAAAGUUUACAAUACACACAUUUAAGGGACUAGAGGGGAAUGCCUUAGUGUCCAAACGUUGUCAUAGUGGCUGCAGGCAGCAAUCCAGAAACACCUUUGCAAACAGGUUGUUUCCCUCUGUCCUCCCUUUGGGAAGAAUUCAAGUACUUCUCUCCACCUUUCGGCCACCUCACUGGGUCACUCCCAUUACUCAGAACACUCUUCUGCUUUUUUUUUUUUUUGGACUAGGGUUUAAAAUCCCCCUCCCUCUUCCCUUAUCUCUUAAACUCUUCAUUUGCACUGUGUCACAUGUAUGAUUUGUGGUUUUAAGACCAAAGCAAUGUCUUAUUACUCUCAUGGAACCAUUUAUGCGUACUAACCAACCCUCCCCUUUCCCCAGGGUUAUCGAAGGAACACAAACAUGGCUGGGAUUUACAGUGUGACGGACACAGCCAUAUUAAAUAAUAUUAAUAAAUAUUUUUCAGUUGUCUCAGAGACGUUAGCCUAGGCCAGAGUUCAGAAUAGGUGCUAUGGCUUUGGUUUUAGGUUAGGGAAUGAUGCCCAGCAUGAACCAGAGUCCUUAUAGAUUUAACUGGUUUUCUCUCCACACUAUCUCAUCCUUUACCCCGAGACCCUUGGCAAAUGAGCAGAGAAACAUCUCUACACCGUUAGACUGUCCGUUGUAGUUUCAGAAGGGAGGAGCCAUGUGUUGGGGCUUUCCUCUGUUCCAAGGAAAGGGACUGACCGACCUAGGGUUGAGGGCAGUAGCAGAAGUAACCACGCCCACAGUAUUUGAAAGAAUAAUAAACAAUAAAAGGUUCUUCCAAACUUUGAAUUUGUUGUUCUUAAAAAAAAAAGAGAUGUGCAUCUAAAACAAAGGUUUUUUUUUUUCUAUGUGGGAACUUUCUUAGUUGUCUGUUUACUUCAUGUUUACAAGUAAUUGCUUUUUAAUGCAGUACUUUAAAAAUAUAUCAGCCAAAAAAAUAACAUAACUUACAGUAAUUUCUUAGGUAUCUGAAUAAAAGUCCAUGUCUUUCGAUAUGCCUACCAUCCUUAGAUUUCUGUGGAACAACAAAUUGUAGCAUUUUGUGUAAAUACAGCUUUUGUUUUUAUUUUUAAUUUUCCCUGAUCGCUGUUGCCCGAGAUUUGCUUUCCAUGCACGCAUUGUACAAAUUCUGCUUUGUGCCACAGGUCAUGAUUGUGGAUGAGUUUACUCUGAUCUUCAAAGGGACUAUUUGUAUUGUAUGUUGCAACUGUAAAUGGAAUUAUUUGGCAUUUUUCUCCUCCCCCAUGAUUGUAAUAUUAAUUUGAAGUUUGAAUUUAAUUUUCAAUAAAAUGGCUUUUUUUGUUGUUGGUUUUGUUA